Diabrotica virgifera virgifera (western corn rootworm) is the source of this 17779-nucleotide messenger RNA. RefSeq lists its product as uncharacterized. The coding region runs from base 623 to 2263 and encodes 546 amino acids. Gene Ontology annotation, cellular component: glutamatergic synapse; postsynaptic specialization. The transcript is spliced from 9 exons. NCBI's taxonomy places the organism in Eukaryota, Metazoa, Arthropoda, Insecta, Coleoptera, Chrysomelidae. Gene Ontology annotation, molecular function: molecular adaptor activity. The record is from RefSeq and is a predicted model, not a curated record. Gene Ontology annotation, biological process: signaling.
AAAUUUAUUAACAUGUCUACGUUUCUGAUUGAUGAUCGUGGCCAGUGCAAUUUGUAGACGAGAUCUACAUUAAUUUUUGUUGUGUUUGUUUUAAAAAAGUGUAGUGUUUUCUAAAAUUACGUGCAAUUAUUUCAAGAUAUUUGUUUCAUAUUGUGAUCUUCCAGAAGAACCUAGUACGGUCUUGCUACUGGGGGUGACAAGAAUACCUACAUCUCCAGUACCAAAUCGCCGUCCUUGUUCUUUACCCGCUUCUGCCGCCUUCAGCGACAAGGGUGAUUUUGUCGGGGGUGAAAGCGGUGGCGGUAGACAGUCUCGUCGAUCAUCCAUAUCGGAUGGUAAGAAGAACGUUGUAGUUAGAAGAAAUUCUUCUUUAAAGAAGAGUGGUGGAGGUGUUGGUGCUGGUAGACGGUUCCAGGUACCUGCGAUCAGCAUACACCACGUGGAUAUCAUCCGUCCACAGGUAUCAAUUGGCACAUCCGCAGCCAAAGGAGUUUCUCAACCAUAUACUCGAAAUCCGGCCCCUAUCACAGCAGCCGAUCAGCAGGACGAAAUCUCCACCGCCAGUGACGUCGCGACGCCGAAGGCGUCCCCUUUGUCCAGAUGCACAGCAGCUAGUGCCAUUAUGUCAACAACGGCGCCAAAUGACGUCAUGGAAAGGUCCGUGGACUCGAUUGGGACUUGUUCGUUGGAUGUGGAAGCUUCAGUCGAUUUUUCAGAUUGGUCUGAGGCUUCCUCUGCAGGCACAUUGCGCAGUGCAAGCAUAUUGUCGCCGUCCCCUGAACCUCAUUUGCCGUCUUAUUUAAGUCUUGCUUGUACAGUCAACGGUUAUUCCACGUCAACGCACUACGAUCCAGUACGCCUUGCUUCCAGAUCUCGAGAUGCUUCUCCACACCGGAUAGACUGCGACCAGCAAACUAUUCCAAAACCUGCAACGUUUUCGAUACAAAAUAAUUUACUCUCUCCUCCGAAUAUAGUUCCGUUACCAACCCAAAAGAUGGAGAACGCUUUAACGCAACACAGGAACGAAUUUUACAGUUCUCUUAAGACCUCUACGUACAUGAGUAAGCAGUCCUAUUCUUCCGGUAUAUUUAGCAGUAUAACGAGCUCGAAAGAUACGACUGACAGUUGUUUAGAAAACGGUCAUCACAGUAUCCAAAAUAAGUGUGUUAGUUUUGAAACCACUAGCGUUACAGCGACAAACGGGCAAAGAAAAUGUGUAUCAGAAACAGCGAUGAAACAGGAUUAUACGAAUGGUACAGAAACGAAAUCAUUCAUUCAACAAAGAGUGGAACGUCUUUAUGGACCCGGAGCUUUAGCACAGGGAUUUUUCAUUACCAAGCCACAAAAAUCUCGAAUUUUUGAAACAGAAACUAGGGGUUCUUCUACAGGAAGUGAACGGCAUUCAAAAUCAAUGAAUGAUAACUUACUAGAGGACGAUCUGGAACCGGGAAUGAAGCAAAGCACUAGCAGUCCUACUCUUCCAGUUUUGAGGCAUUUACGGCCCGAAUUCAGAGCCCAAUUACCGAUGAUAAGUCCUAGGAGAGGACAACAUUUGGAAGUUACUAGUACUACAAUUCAAAAAAGUAUCACUAUACCAAAACUAAAAGAUGAAAUCAAAGCUAAUGGUCAUUCUAAAGCCAAUGAAGUGGAUACGAUCUGUGAAGUUAAGGAAAACAUCGGAAAUGUAGGAGCUGUUAAGAAUGGAUCAGUGGAAAAAGACGGUCAUUAUUUUAUAAAAAUACUCGAAGAUCAAAAUAAAAGACUUUUGGAAUUAGCCGCCAGGGUUGAAGAUGAUAUAUCAACUCCUGAUUUAUCAGAAGAAGUUAUAGGAAAACUUAGAUCUGCUUCAGGAAAAGCAAGAUUGUUAGUAUCACAGAAAAUGCAACAGUUUAAGGGAUUGUGCACCAACAAUAUUAAUCAGACUGGUGGUGAAGAAUUCCCUACUACAAACGAAGAUCUGCAGGGCUUCUGGGACAUGGUAAUGCUUCAAGUGGACCAAGUAGAUGCCAUCUUUAAGGAAAUCGAAGAACUAAAAGCGAAUAACUGGAAGGAACCGGUCAAGGCGGCACCUAAGACUCCCCAAAACGGAAAACCUAAAAAAGUAACUCCCCGGACUAGACCUUCAUCAGCUGCAAAUGAGGAGGCAAGAAAACAGAGAGAAAUAGAGAGAAAGAAAAUAAUAGAAGAAAGACGCAAAGCUAUGAAAGCAGCUCAACAGACUAAACCCACUAUCGAAAUUUUCGUGCCUGAAAACGCUAGCUGAGAUUCGACAACUCUUUAGGUAUUUUUUUUAGGAGUAGGGGUGGAUUUUAGGAAGGUAAAUUUUUAAUUAAAACAUGAUACUAGGGCCAUUUGUAAAAUGAUGUUCCCUGUGCCGCUGAUAAAGAGUGCGAGUGAUGGGAGAAAUCUGGCAACACUGCCUUACACAUUAACUCUCCCUCUCUCUUACCCCACCACUUUCGCCUUGCUGCAUUGCUCAGUGUCGGCCUAGCAACCUUCGAAGAUGGAGGUCAUGGUUGUUGUUACCGCCAAUGUGAAAUUUAUGCUGUGAAACGUUUUUUAAAUGCAAAAUGGAUUUCACCUAUUGACAUUCAUAGUCUGUUAAUCGAGUUUAUGGGUAAAAGUGCAUAUCUGUGGAGAGAAUGGUGUGGAGAAUUCAGUGAAGGCCGAAUGGAAAUUCACGAUGAAACUGAAGGCCUUCCGCUCCGAUUGUUUGCGGUCUUUUCCGACCAUUUUGAACAUGUUAAACAUGCAUUUUACUCAUAAACUUCGAUUAACUGACGAUGAAUGUCAAUAGGUGAAAUCCAUUUUGCAUUUAUAAAACGUACCACAGCAUGAAUUUCACAUUGGCGGUAACAGCGAGAGGGACCACCAUCUUCGAAGGCUGCUAGGCUGACACUGAGCAAGGCAGCGAGCCAAAGGUGGUGGGGUAAGAGAUAGGGAGAGUUGAUGUGUAAGGCAGUGUUGCCAGAUUUCUCACAGCACGUCGCGCUAUUUCUUAGCGGAUUAUGGAACCUUUUUUUUUACGAAUGACUCUUGUACAUUGUUGAUGAUUUUUAAAAAAUACAAUCAAAUCAUGAUCCUAAGAAAAUUUAAGAAGUAUUAUCAGAUUUUUAAAAAUAAUAAUGAUUUGCUCUAAUUAAACUUUAUACAAAUAUUGAGUGAGUUUCAUUAUUACUAUUUCUUUAUACAUCUGAUAUAUUCAUAAUGAAAUAUAAUUAUUUAUAGCCUGAAUUAUUUUUUUGGCAGUAUAUAUUUAGUAUUGAUUAGCCAUUGGAAAAGCUUAAAUUAGCUCUCAUGUAGAACAUCUAUUUUAACUUCGAACCUAAUGUGAUCUUAAAAAAAACUAACGCUAUGUUUAGUAACAGAUAGUUAUUUCGGAUAAUAGACACCAUCGAACUUUAUACUAUAUGCUGAUAUACAGGGUGUUUCAUUAAUAAUUGUCCAUAACUGGAGAAACUCGUAAACUUUAAUCGUAACUGGAGAAACCUUAACACAAAAUACGAAGAUUUAACCCAAAACACUUAAAUAAAAUAUUCUUCCUUACCAAGAUACAGAGUUCAAAUAUUCUAAAAUGAUUAUAUCCCAUUGUUAAAGCACCUUUUAAUGUUUUGUUCAAACUUGACACACAGUUUACACAUGUUAGGAUACUUUAGCUAGUGUUAAAAGAUAGUUUUCCGCUGUUACCAGAGACGCGCCGUAGGGAUAAAUACUUCAUUUUCGCCCCUUUUCCCCCUCACAAUCUACGCCACUGUCGUAAUAAUCAUUUCAGCAUGUUUUUUUAUUGUUGCUUUUUACAUAAAUAUCAUCCUUUUGUCUCAUUGCGAUAAAGUAAGUAGUUUUCAAGUUAUUUGCAUUUAAAGAUAAUGGAUUCCAUAAGACUAUGUAUUUUAAACUACAUUCAAUAAGAUUAUGUGUCUAAAAUACAUACUUUUAUUGAAUCCAUUACAUUAAAACGCAAAUAACUUGAAAACUACUUACUCUGUCGCAUUGAGACAAAAGGAUGACAUUUACGUAAAAAGUAACGAAGAAUAAAAAAAACAUGCUGAAAUGACUAUUACGACAGUGGCGUAGAUUGUAAGGGGGAAAAGGGGCGAAAAGGAAGUAUAUAUCCCUACAGCACGCCUCUGGUAACAGCGGAAAACUAUCUUUUAACACUAGUUCAAGUAUACUAACUUGUGUAAACUUUGUGUUAAGUUUGAAUAAAAAAUAUUAAAAGGUGCUUUAACAAUGGGCCAAUAUCCUUUUAGAACAUUUGUAAUAAAACACUCUGUAUCUCGGUAAGGAAGAAUAUUUUAUUUAAGUGUUUUGAGUUAAAUCUUCGUAUUUUGUGCUAAGGUUUCUCCAGUUACAAUAUGGACAAUUGUUAAUGAAACACCCUGUAUAGAGUAGAUUCCGGAUAGAACGAGUUUUAACGGAACAACAUUUUGUCGUACUAACCGGACGACGCACAAAACUUUUAAGUAAUUUAAGCUCGUUUUCAAACCAGUAGUCAAACAGGCAUUUGUUUGUGAGAUGAUUUCGUCGUUGGAGUCAAACCACUUUCCGCCGAGCCAUUUCGUCAUGUUUGGAAACAAGAAAUAGUCCCUCGGGUCUAAAUCUGGACAGUGGGGCGGAUGAGGGAGCAAUUCGUAGCCUAAUUCAUAGAUUUUUGCCAUGCUUGUUCAAACUUCAAAUUUACACCGGGCGACGCACAAAGCGUUCAUGUAAUUUAAGCUUAAUUUUGAACCAGUAGGCAAACAUAGGCAUUUGUUUGUGAGAUGGUUUCGUCGUUGGAGUCAAACCUCUUUCCGCCGAGCCAUUUCGUCAUGUUUGGGAACAAGAAUAGUCACUCGGGACUAAAUCUGAAGGAUGGGGCGGAUGAGGGAGUAAUUCGUAGCCUAAUUCAUAGAUUUUUGCCAUGCUUGUUCAAACUGCAAAUUUACACCGGAGUCAAGUGCCAGUUGCUUGUUGACAGGAACUUUAUAUAGUCGAUUCGCUAAUCUGAGACACAACUGUAAAUCACAAUAGAGAUGCACUAUAUGGAAAUAAACAAACCAAGACACGCUGAAUUUUCGGAGAGCACUCCCAAAUCAUGAUUUGGCUCCUCAAGCUCCUCGUGCUUGUUCAUUUCUAUUGCAUCUUUAUUGUGAUUGUAGUGUAGACAGUUGUGUCUCAGAUUAGCGAAUCGACUAUACUAUGUACUAAUAUAUAUGUACAGUAAAUUCCGAAUAGAACGAGUUUGAACGGAACAACAUUUUGUCGCACUAACCGGACGACGCACAAAGCGUUGUAAUUUAAGCUUGUUUUUGAACCAGUAGUCAUAGGCAUUUGUUUGUGAGAUGGUUUCGUCGUUGGAGUCAAAUCUCUUUCCGCCGAGCCAUUUCGUCAAGUUGGGGAACAAGAAAUAGUCACUUAGGGUUAAAUCUGGAGAAUGGGGCCAAUGAGGGUGCAAUUCGUAGCCUAAUUCAUAGAUUUUUGUCGUGGAAACUGCACGUUUGCACACUUGCAUUGCUCUGGAGGAAAGAAACUUGUUCUUGGCCAAACGCGGUAAUUUUUUUUCAAUUCCUCAUUGAAUCGACUCAGUAAGUUGGUAUCCAUUGAUUGUUUCCCCUUUUUGAAGGCAAUGAAUGUGAACUAUACCGCGUGAAUCGGAAGAAACUUUCGCCAUGACUUUGUUGGCUGACAAACCCAUCUUUGCUUUCGUUGGCGCAGAUUUACCCCUAGAAACCCACUGUUUUGUUUGUUGUUUGGUCUCCGGUGUGUUGUAGUGGAUCCACGUUUCGUCCAUGGUUAUGAAAUCGCGCAAAAACUCAUCCAUAUUGCGCCUGAACAACGCCAAACAUUCCUGCGAAUCUUGUCAUACGGUUGAUUUUGUGGUCGAUUGUGAGCAAAGGCAGCACCCAUGAUACUAUAAAUAACAAGAUAAUAUGUUGCGCAUCUCGAAGAAAAGGGAGUCGUGACGUAACUGGAGACCCAAGUUCGUAAUGGUUCGUAAUGACCGAAUGAUUUCCGAUUAGUUUGAAUUGCUCGCGGUUGUAUAGUCCAGGCUGUAUGGUCGCCCCCGUUAGGUAAAUUAUUCCGAUUCGAUUUUUUUGCACAAACUUACUAAAAAAGAGUUCCUUAUAACAAAUCCGCAGGGUGCCGGGAGUUGCCGCGGUCAAAAAAUUAUUUAAACAAUUUUCCGACCGCGGCAUCUCCCGGCACUCUGUGUAUUUGUUAUAAGGACCUCUUUUUAAGUGAGUUUGUGCAACAAAAUCGAAUCGGAAUAUGUUAGCUAACGGGGGCGACGAUACUGCCUGGACUAUAAUCUAACAACAAGAAUUCAAAUUCCGGUCUCCAGUUACGUCAUGCGAUGCGCGAACUCGGACGUAUUUGCGCUACGGGAAGAUACUAUCUUGAUAUUUAUAGUAUCAUGGCAGCACCCAUCUUGAGGAAGGCUUUCUCACACCCAAGUGAUCGUUCAAAAUUGAAGCCACUGAGCCAUGUGAGUUGCCUGUGGCUUUCACAAUACCUCUCAACCUCUCACUUUCAAUCUCCGGUCGGUUAAAACCAUAUAGUGGAUUUUUUUCAAUUGUUUCAGAUGUAGAGUCCUUAACUGGGCGUCCAGAACAUUCGGCAUCUUUCGUGCUUGUACGGCCACAUUGAAAUUCAGUAAAACACUAUUAUGAAAAUGGAUGGUACAGAGUUCCCAUAAUAUUUAUCAAGUUUAGUCUGGGUUUUGAGUGAUGGUUUUUUCCGCAAAAAAAUGUUUAAUGAGGACACAUAAAGCACGUUUUCUAUUUUCUUCUCAAAACGCGGGAUAGUCUGCUAUCAACGGCUGUCAAAUACAAACUAAGCAGCGUGUUCAAAUUUAGACCGGACUGAAGUGAGACUUGCCUGUUGACAGGAGCAGUGUUGCCAUUUCAAUUAAGUGGCGGGUAAUUCAAAAACUCACGGACUUAUUGAUCCGUCCUCAUAUUAUAUCUGUUUAUUUAUUGACUUACGUUUGUGACCAUUUUUUCUUCUAUAUUAAAAACAUCAUACAGGAUUAUUAAUGCGAGAUAUUAUACUUUUAAUAUUAUCAUCAUCAAAGAUAGUGUAAAUGAAUAUAUUGAACGUUCCUGCAGCCUUCAGACACACUGGAAGCCAAACAAAUUAUGUUGGUUCGUAUAACCGCCUUGUCUGGUGGCGACGAUUUUUUGCACAAUAUUUGUAUCAGACUGUUCUUCACAUAUUGAGUAUCAUGGAUACAAGAAUAUUGAUUAAGGUACACGACAUGUGUUGUGGGUAGUUGACUAUAAAUAGCCGUACGUAAACGGUCGCGGUACAUCUGCAUUUGAGGUUAUGGUAGAGUCUACAUUGGCUCGAAAAAACGCAGCGUGUUACAACAGUUAAAAAUGACUCUGCGUGAGUUUGGUUCACGCAUCGUAAAAUAGCGUCGAAAACUCGAUGAUUUUUUAAUACAAAUAGUAGAUCUUUGAAAAAUGAUGAUUCCAGUCCUUGGUCCAUUAGUUUCAAUGCUUAAAAUUUAUUUUAGAAGACAAAAACAUCAGUAAAGUCAGUAAUAUGAUAUUAGUUCAUCCAGUUAUCCACCAAACGCAGCAUUAUAAUUUUCGUUAUUUCUUAAUUCCAAGCGCUUACCAGGAUAGUGAAAUUGUCAGCAGUCAUCCAGGUCUUGAGAUUAUUUUCAUAAUCCACUACAGAUUGGCUUAAAUUUUUGAAAUAUUUAGUAUGUUAAAAUUUUCUCGAUUGAAAAGUUUUUUUAACUCGAUUCUAGAUCCUGACCCACUACUUUGCGCCGUGUAAUUUGGGUUGCCUACUGCGAACUUUUUACAUGUCUUCUUAAAUCAUGUAUCAUGUUCACGUGUAAACACUUUUCCGCAUUCCACGCACUUAUUAAUUCUUUCCACACCGAACAUUUUCGUUGUCAAGAAAAUGAAAUACCUACUCACAAAGCAAACACAGAACUGUGAACAGUAGAAAUGAUUACAUCGGAAAAUUAAUCCAACAGCUUCACUGUUCAAUUGGUAAUUAUACAAAGAGUCUACAUUCUACCACAACCAAUACUAUUUUAAUAUUAAAUAUCAUGUAACUGCAGUAAAUAUCGAUUUUUAUUAUCACUAAAUAGUCUUUUCAGCGUUUUUCUAAAAACAAUUUUAACGGUCACAUAUAUGAUCAUUCACACAUGACAUAAUUAGCGCAAAUUACAUAUUAUUAUGAUUCAUUGAAUGCGCUUCGCAAUUAAAAUCUAGAGUUUAAACAACUGAUUAAAUUUCGUCAGCCCUAGCUUUUCACCGACCUUCAAGUGACUUUACAUCAAUUGAUUUUGAAUUUUGAGUCUAUACUUUUCCAAAUUUAAUAAAAUUUGUGAUUUUUUAUAUUAUCUAAUCGUUGUUUUAUUUAAGUCAAGCAUAGCCACAGAUCAAUCUUUAUAGUAAUAACUUUCAGUUUCAUUUUUAAGUACAUCUAAAAAGGUACUACCUACAUAAUUUAUUCAUGCCAUACACUGUGAAUUUUUAAAGUGGUUAGGUAAUAUAGCAAAAUUUUAUUAUUUAUAAAAUUCUUUCAACAGCAUGACUUGCUCGAAAAUCAUUUAGAUACCUUUUCUUUGUAAUAUCUAUAAAUUAAUAAUUUUCCCAUUUCUAUUUUAUUCCAAUUUCUAUUUGUAUGUAAUAUUUUUUAAAUAACUCAAAGGCCCAUUUCGCCGAUUCAAGUUUAUAUAGACAACCCAAAUUACACAGCGCAAAGUAGUGGGUCAGUAUUUAGACAAAAUCCUUUUUUUAAGAGACCACUCUAUUACUGAUUGAUCUAUUUGUUGUUAGGUGAUGUCCUCACACAUUUAGAUACAAACGAUCCAAAUGGCAUUAAACAUUAUAAUACAAUACAGAAAAAACACGCCGAAUUCCUUCUCAAGAGCUACCAGUUUUUUAACAGUAUACUACUGCUCUUUUUCUUCAAUUGAGAAAUUCUUUUACCUUAUGUAAAUAAUUUCACUAGGCCUCUUAACCGCAUUGACUGUGAUUACAUGUCAACAAUCAACUUGCGUUGAUUGGAACAAAAAGAGGCGCGGGUAAUUGCGCGUAGAUAUUCUAUACAAAACGAUGUCGAUGUGAAACCUUACUUGAGUUUGCAUUUAUGUCACUAAAAAUGGUUAGACGUAGACGAAGUUGUAAUAGAUGUUCUACUGUAGCAAUUUUGAAAUUAACAAAUCUACUUUUUUUGUGUAUUAUUUACUUAUACUGACAAAUACUCUUUAAGAUGUUGCAUCAAGUUGUAAAAGAAAUUUUCUUCUUAACUCAUUAAAUUUUUACCUUCGUGGCAUUCACCUCUAAAUGUUUUGCUAUUAAAAUUUCUGCACUCUAUUAAUUUAUACUUUAAUAUGCUCACUUGUACAAUCUAAAUAUAUUACACUUACUGCAAAGCUAAUAAAACGUUUUAUUGUAUCAACAAAACUAAAACUUGAUAACCGAACAGCAAUUUUGUUUUAUAUCUCGCGCCAAACUUCUCGAGCAGUACAUAAUACGAGGGGUGUCUUUUUAGUUUUGUAUAUAGCCAUAAAGACUAAAAAUAUAUAGGACUUAAAGUGCGUUAUUGUUCUUCAAAAUAUAUCUCACCAAGAUUGAUAGUCUUUUGCAUACGUUCCAACUUAUUGGUAAAACUGUUAUUCCAGUCUUCAGUUUACACCUGCAAAAUCGCUGUUUUAAGGGCAACGAUGGCUUCUUCUGGCGACUGGAGUCGCUACCCAGGCAUUGAAUUCUUGAACUUUGGGAACGUGAAGAGGUCGUUGGGACUUAGGUCGGGGCUAUACGGUGGAUGCUUUAAUAAUUCGAUGUUUUGAAGCUCCAAAAACUCUAUUGUCUUUUAGGCUUACAUUGUCCUGAUGUAGGAUGAUUCUCCGUUGUGUGUUGUUUUGUCGGAGUUUUCGCGAUAACUUCUGGUAAAAAAACGGUUAUACAUGUAGGAUUCGUUAAAGACAAUUGUAAUAAAAAUCCGUGUGAUGUUUAACAGUUUUAAUUAAUAAAAUAGAUAGCUAAAUUAUAGAUACUAUUAAAUUGACGAAAUGUAGAAGUGUUGGUGUAAUUGCGACCAAAAUUUACGUGUCCUUGUUCUUACAAAAAAUGAAAUGUAUUUAGAGAUAAUUGCGUCUAAUCAAUAUUAUAACCGGCGUGUCAUAAUAUUCGUCUUAAGGCGUCUUUUUACGUCUUAUCCCCAAUAACACGACUGUCGCGGUUCUGAUCUUAAAAUCGACUGCCGUAUUCUUCCCAUAAUAACCAAAAUUCUCUUACUGCUAAUCUCCUCUUCUCCUGGUUUAAUUUGCUUUCGUGAGAACUAACCUAUUAAAAUUGGAUCAAAGUUGCGAAUGUUAUUCUUACCUAAUUAGGUCUUAAAGAUUCAAAGUUAGAAGUAUUUCGCCCCAGCUACCGUAGUAAUCCCAAUUCGUUCCACCCAUCUGGGCCGACGCGACGCAGGUCCAUAUGCGUGAGAUUCUUAUUCCGUGCUCGUAAUAAUAAUUAAGAAAAAAAUAUAUACAGGGGAAUUUAAAAAUAUAAGGUAAAAUAUUUACAAUUCUACAUACAUAUACCAAGACACACUUCGGAAACGGAUCACUUUUGUCGAUUUUCCUCAUCGUGAAACACCCACACAGCGGAUUGGCGUUUAUUUUCCGAUUCGUAAGAGUAAAUCCAAGAUUUAGCGCCACUAACAAUACUAUAAACGUUUUUAGAGCUUGCUUUGUUGAACCGUUCCAAGGUUUUUCGACACCAAUUGACGCGAACCGCUUUUUGCUCUUGUGUAAGCAAAUGAGGGAUCCAACGGGAAACCAACUUCGUAACACCCAGUUUUUCAUGUAGGAUCUUUUGGAUCGAGGUCUUUGAAAUGCCCAACGGUGCCCCUCUCUCCCGGUAUGUUACACAGCGGUGGUCAUUAAUUAGCUGACGAACCGCAUCAAUGUGUGUGACUGCUAUUUUGAGUGGACCUGAAGACGUUGAAAUUCGCAAUACCAGAGGGAAAUAGUUGACUGGUGUGAUGCUUCAUUCCCAAACACACAAAGCCUCCCAGCGGAGACAUUCCUGUUGCGAUAAUCCUCUCUGGAAAUUGUAAAAAUUAUUGCUCGAAAAUGUUCUCGGCUGAUCCAUUUUUUCGAACGACUUGCUAAUUUCAAAAAUUCACUAUAUCUACACGACUUCUUGUAUCGCAAUGGAACUCUGGAUUUAUCCAGCUUAAAGUGGCUAUAUGCAAAACUAAAAAGACAAAACUCGUAUAUAAUUUUUUUUCUACUAAAUCUGUUUCUCGUCAUCGAUAACAGACAUGUUCAAAACUUAUGGUGUCACGAAUUCACGGUUUGACUUAUAGUUUGAAUAAACGAGGAUUUCAAAAAAUUUUCAAAUGAUCAAAACGAGCUCUAGGGUGCCACUGUUUUGUUAUUGAUCACAAAGAACAAAAUUAGUAGGAGAGAUGUAGAUAAAUAAUUUUUCAUACUGAAACAUGUGACAACAAAGAUUCAUACGAACAAUUUAUUCUAUGAUUAUAUUUUUUUUAUUUACGAUUUUAGAUUUGAUGUAAGUUAAAAAGAUUUUUUAAUUGUAUGCCUAUCCCACAUGUAGUACUUUAAUCUUUCUGUCUACAGUCUAUUGUGUCAGUUCCUAGAUGGCGAAAACAAAUACCUAGUCUUGUGAGACAAUUUUCAGAACAAUCGUCAACAGUAGAUGAUGAGAAUUCAACAGAAAAAAAAUAAGAUUUUAGUUUCAUUUGACAUCAAUACUUUCACUGCGCACCGGAAUAUACUUGGAUAAAAUCAAUUAUUUUUACCGGCAUAAUAAAACAGCUGGAUAGCUCAGGCGGUAGGAUGUCUGACUUCAAAGCAGGUAGGCCAGGGAUCGAAUCCCAGCGCCGGAGAGAACAUCUAGAUAUUUUUAAAAAUAUCUAUAGGCCCCAGGCCGAAUAAAUCAUAUGUAUUAACUUUUACUUGAACAUAUACAGGGUGUCCCCGAAAAUAGUGCGUUCCUUUAAGGUAUGGAUAUAAUACACAAUGUAGAAGAAAAAAGUCCUAUAACAUUUUUUUCUAAAGUUAACCGUUUCCAAAAAAAAUUACAUUGUUCGCCAUAUAAGCGAACUUUUAUUUUCAUAAAAUUUAAAAAUUUGGCAUCACUGUACAAGAACUGUUUGUGAUUUAGUUUAUUGACACCACAAAUGUAGGUCAGACAGGUACACCUGCAAAAUAAUUGUACCACCCUAUGUUUGAAAAUCCAACAAAACAAGAAUUUGUUUGUUUAGGAUGAAGACAGGGUUUAAUGUAAAUACUUAUGGCUAAAAUGCUGCAACUAUUUUUGAAUUGUGAUUGUCUAUGUUUAUAUUUCUGUAUACAUAGUUGUCAGAUUUCAAUUUGCAUUCCAAAAUGUAUUUUGGUUUUUUAGCCAAACGGUUGCAUUUAGAAAAAAAUGUUAUAAGACUUUUUUGCUUUGCAUGGUGCCUUCUACCUAUACCUUUAAGGAACGCACUAUUUUCGGGGACACCCUGUAUAUAUGGAUAUUUUUUUAACCAUUUCACAUUUUUCUUUUCAAAAUAAUAAGAGGAAAGGAUCUUAUUUUUACGAUCGAUACCGGAAACAUAUUUAUUGUACCCUUAAAUUUGGUGACGGUGUAAUUAAUUUUGUACAAGACACCUAUGUUGAUCACUAUGUUGAUUUUAGUAAAGUAAAACAGUUUGGCUAUGUGCUUCCCAAAUUAUAAAAUCACCACUUCGGUGUUUAUCUUAUAGUGAAGUGUUAAGUAAUUGUAGAUUGAGCGAUAAUGUGACUAUAUUAUAACAAAGUUAUGCGCUUUCGUUUGUUCCUUGCGUGGCACUUUACCAGGGGACUCCAACGUUGUCAAUAUUAUUUGUCACCACUGACAUUGUCAUGCAGUCGGUAGACGUUUGACAGACAGUAAAGUUAAGUACUAUAUGUGCCAUCCCUAUGUACUGUACCAGAUUGGAUACUCGAAAUAUAUUAUGUGAUAAAUACGAUUUAUGCAAAUGCGUUGUGGCAAUAACAAUAAUCAAAAAUAUAAUUUUUAAAUGUAGGCAUUUUCUAAAGAUAUACACUUGACCAAGAAAUGAACGCACCAUCUUAAAGAUAGGUCAUUUUUGAUGUCUCGAAUUUCCUAAACCUGUUGUCCGAUUUAAGUGAUUUUUUUAAUAUGUUAUUACUAUAUUACAAAUAUUGUUACUAGACAGAUAAAUUGUCAUUGUAUGCCGGGUGUACCAAUCAAACUGAGUUUUUUUUCUCAAAGUUCGCGUAACACUGUGGAAUAUCUAGCAUUUAUCAAAUACUGAAAUUAGAACCCAACUAUAGCCUCAUGUUUUCUUAUCAUUCUGUUUUUUAUUCAUUCGCUUAUGUUGAAUAAUAAAAAGUUAGGUACUUUAACAAAUAGCCUUAUUUUUCGUCAGUACAUGGUGCUUUUAAAUAAUUAUGGCAAACUUUAAGGGGUAAUUGUAAAUGCUUCGUUUCCGAGAUAAGGGGUGUUGAAAUUUUUCAUACAAACUGAUGAUUUAUUUAUUGCUCCAAAACUGGUUGGGAUAUGCAAAUGAAAUUUGGUGGAUUUUAAGAGGUAGUUAUUGUGCAUUUUUUGACAUACAAUUUUAUAUUCACGAUUGGCGCACAUAAGGGUCAUAUUACCCGUAUGCACGCCAAUGGUGAAUAUUAAAUUCCUAAUUGUAUGCGCAAUUUUAUCAAAAAAUGCGCACCGCUUAAGACCCACCAAAUUUCAUUUGCAUAUCUUAACCGGUUUUAGAACAAUAAAUAAAUCGUCUGUGAGAAAAAUUUCAACACCCCCUAUCUCGGAAACGAAGCAUUUGCGGAUAAACGUUUAUCAAGCAAACUGUCAUUAUUUUUUGAUGUACAAUUACCCCUUAAAGUUUGCCAUACUUAUUUAAAAACACCAUGUAUUGACGAAAAAUAAGGCUAUUUCUUAAAGUACCCAACUUUUUUAUUAUCCAACAUAAGCGAAUGAAUCAAAAAACAGAAUGUUAAGAAAGCAUGAGGCUAUAGUUGGGUUUUAAUUUCAGUAUUUUAUAAAUGCUAGAUAUUCCACAGGGCCACGCGAACUUUGAGAAAAUUCUCAGUUUGAUUGGUACAAUGUAUACAAUGACAAUUUACCUGUCUAGCAACAAUAUUAUUACAGCGAUAUUGUUAAAGAAUAAGGCUAUAACAUAUUAAAAAAAUCACUUAAAUCGGACAAGUUUAGGAAAUUCGAGACAUUAAAAAUUACCAAUUUUUAAGGUGGUGCGUUAAUUUCUUAGAGAAGUGUAUUGAAUUUCUUAAUAUCACGAAUUAAUUUGGUUAAAAACGUUGGUUAUAAAUAUGCGGAAAAAUGUGACAAUGGUUUUCUGGUGAAUAGUUUGUACUGCUUCUAGAAGUAUCAGUAAUAAAUAUACUCGUAGCUUACUUUUUAUCUUAUAAACUAUAUUUCAAUUCUGCAAAGACUGAGUUAUAAAACAAUAACACUGAACAGCAAAAAUAUAUCGAUAACAUGUAUUACCAAUAAUAACCAAAAAUUAUUGUACUAAAAAAAAGAAGAUACAUUCCCAGUGCUUUUUAUACUUACUGGUGCAUUUUUUAUUAAUUUUUAUUAAGAUUCUUUGUUAUACACGUGACCGUUUAAAUGAGAUAUAACAACUACAGGGUUUUAUUUAGCACAUUAGUAAAAGAACAUGCAUGCGUUGGUCAAAAUGUUCGUUUCUUGGCAUAAAAUAAUUAAAUGUGGGUAUUUAAAGGACACAAUUUCCACAGAAUGUACUCAAGUUUACAUGUUCCUCUGAAAAAUCAACUUCUUCAGAAGAAUGUUAAACUAAUUUUUUGCCAUUAUUUAUAUAUCUACCUAACAGGAAAUGGACACAGCAACAGCCAAUGUGAACUGUAAUUAACAAUUGAAUCUGUAUUUAAAGCCGCUAGUUUCUCAUUCUUCUUUUUCCAGUUACUUCUGCUAUCGGAGGUUGGCUAUCAUCACUGCUAUCCGUACCUUAUUGGUGACUGCUUUGAAAAUAACUACUGAGCAGCAACUAUGACACUGUCUUAGGUUUCUCAGCCAGGAAAUUCUUCGUCUCCCUAUGGAUCUUUUACACUUAAUUUUACCUUGCAUUAUGAGCCUUAAUAUCUCAUUUCGCACCUCUUGUAAUGUGCCCUAAAUAUUCCAGCUUUCUUGUUUGAUGUUCUUUAUGAUCUCGCAAUCUUUUGUAGGCUUCUUAACACUUCUGCAUUUGUAACUCGUUGGAUCCAUGGUAUUCUCAAAAUCUUUCUAUAACACUGCAUAUCAAAUGCUUCCAACUUCUUUAUAUUAUCCACUUUUAGUGUUCAGCUUUCCAUUCCGUACAACAAAGCCAAGAACACGUAGCAUAUUAAGGCUCUUAUCCUCAGCUCUAGAGGAAGGUCUCGAUUAACAAACAUUGGUCACUGUUUUCAUUUACCCAGGUUCCCAGAUAUUUUUAGUUAAUCACUCUUUGUACUUGUUUUCCCUCGAUUCUAGCCUUCCUUCUGAAUAUUGCUUAGAAAUAAUCAUGAACUUUGUUUUCUUAUAGUUCAUUUGUAGUCUAUAUUUUAUACUGACUUAGUAAUCUAUUUACUAAGCGUUGUAGUGCUUUUAAUAUGUCUGCAAAAAUAGCGAUGUCGUCUGUGAAUCUUAUGUUGUUCCAGAUUUUUCCCUUUCUUGAUAUACCCUGUUUUUCCCCUGAUAUUGCUUCCUUAAAAACAGCUUUACUGUACAGAUUGAAUAACAAUGUGGACAACACGCAACCCUGUCUAACACCUCUUUUGAUUUCUUUAGUUUCUGUUUCUACAUUUUCGAUUCUAACCUUUGCUUUUUGAAUCCAGUACACAUUGACAAUAACCCGUUUAUCUCGACUGUCCACAUUCUUUUGUUUUAACAGUUUACGAGUUUCUGAUGUCGCACUCUAUCAAAAGCCUUUUGAUAAUCUAUAAAGAAGGCAUAGAGACCCUGGUUCAUAUCUAGUCGUCUUUGCGCAAGAACGUUAAAACGAACAGAGCCUCACCCUCCUAGGAACGAGAGAAGCUCUGUUCGCUUCAAAUAAUCAGAAAUAUUUCUCACCAAAAUAUUAGAAAUUCAGCGACUUAAAAAUACAGAUUUAAUUCUCAAUAAACAAACAUAUAGUGAGAGGUCUCCGUUACUCUGUCUGACGGGAAUGUGGUUAGGUAGAAAAGAAAGAGGAAGGUUAGGAAGAAAAAAAGAGUAAUAAUGCCCGGUUUACAUUAUUUCAGUCCAGUAAUCCAGUACAGUCCACACUGUUUUAGUCAUUCAAAAGCUGUAAGAUCGGUAACACUAUAGAGACAUUGCUUUAACGCCAUAAUCAAGCACUGGAUGACGUUCACACUGUUCAAAUGACGCUGGAAUGAAAAAUAGACUGUCAUUCCAGUCAACUGGACUGGAUUGAUCACUGGAAUGGUUCAUUCAGUGCAGACUCACAUUAUUCCAAUGGCGUUCCACCGCUCUAGUGAAAUGCUGGACUGUAAUAAUGUGUACCGAACAUAAUACAAAUUUCUGUUAAGGUACUAGUACACUUUAGAAGACCAAAAAUAAUCAUUUUUUACUUUUUUUUUUCAGAACCUUUAUUAUAAGUUAACAUAAAGCUUUUUACAUAUUAAUAUAUAACUCUUAGAGAGUACACAAAAAAUAUAUCUUUUUUCAUUUAUGCACGCACACUAAUAUUGUAGAGGGCGCAAACUCGAAGACUCGAAAAAUGAUGGCGGACAGUUAAUCUCAGGAUUGGGAUAUCUGAAACAAAAAAAUCGUACGGCAUUUGAAAAAGGAAGGUUUCUUACGUGACAAUUUACCACAAUUUGAACAAAAAAUAAAAAAUAAAUAUUUUUUAACCAUGAAAAACUGAAGAAAAAGGGGCGAUUUUUUCACAAAAAUUUUUCAAAUUUCCGUAAAAUCUUUUUUUGUGGAAUUUUUCACUAACGGUGGUAAAUUGUCACGUAAGAAACCUUCCUUUUUCAAAUGCCGUACGAUUUUUUUGUUUCGGAGAUCCCAAUCCUGAGAUUAACUGUCCGCCAUCGGAGCUGCUUUUUUUCGAGGCCUCGACUUUGGCGCCCUCUACAGUAUUAGUGUACGUGCAUAAAUGAAAAAAGAUAUAUUUUUUGUAUUCUCUAAGAAUUAGAUAUUAACAUGUAAAAAGUUUUAUGUUCAUUUUUAAUAAAGGUUCUGAGAAAAAAUCUUAAAAAAUGCUUAUUUUUGGUCUUCUAAAGUGUACUAGUACCUUAAGUAGAUUUAAAAAUUGCAAAAUUUAAAACUACUAUUCUUCUGAAGAAGCUGCACUAAAACGAAACGAAUGGGAAAAAAUAGAUCAAACUUACUAAGGUACCUUUUUAAGGGCUAUGUAUUUCACUAUUUUAUAUUUGCCAAGAAACAUUUUGACCGAUUAAAAGCAAAACUUCUCCCACUUUUUAGAAGUUCCGACACAGUAUCACCAAAUACGAAGACUGAUAUCUAAAAUAAAAAGUUAUGCUAAUGAACGUGUUUAUUAAAAAAUAAGUAAAAUGGAAAUGCUGUUAAAUAGGAGUAAUAUUUUCAAUUUAUAUUUCAUUUGUUAAUGUUCCCUGUGAAAAGUCGGUGUAUGUUGUACGUAUUGUUGACAGAGAUUUUUUAAUAUAGUUGGGAUUACUAUAGAUAUGUUAUAUUCUAUGUUAGUUUUUUUAAGGUGAAGUUAAAAAUAUGACAAUUUAUUUAUUGCAUUACACCUCUAUAUCCCUUUCAUUCGAUCAGCAUUCUUAUAUCAUUUUUGAUAAUUAUUUAUUAUAUUAACUACAUUAAAUAAAUUAUUUACGCUA